Molecule: messenger RNA, 728 nt
Organism: Neltuma alba
Lineage: Eukaryota; Viridiplantae; Streptophyta; Magnoliopsida; Fabales; Fabaceae
Product: membrane protein PM19L
Exons: 4
Coding region: 31-528 (165 amino acids)
Source: RefSeq, a predicted model, not a curated record
UCAAUUUCAGGUUUUUGAGCUUCUAUCACCAUGGCUUCAGGAGGAUCCAAAUCCGUAGCCAGCAUCCUCUUAGCACUAAAUUUAGUGCUGUAUUUGGUUAUCACUGUAAUUGCUUCAUGGGCAGUGAAUCAUGGGGUUGACCGUUCUCGUGAAACAGCAUCUAGGUUGCCGAUUCCAGCUCGGAUAUUCCCAAUAUACUUCCCAAUAGGAAAUAACAUGGCAACUGGGUUCUUCAUAAUAUUCAGUCUAAUAGCUGGGGUUGUGGGCGCCACCACCUCACUUACUGGAUUACAUAACCUUUCUCAAUGGAAUGCCCCAAACUUAAACGCAGCAGCUGUAUCUUCAUUCACAACUUGGGCACUCACUGUUCUAGCCAUGGGAUUUGCAUGCAAGGAGAUUGAGCUUGGCUGGACAGACUCUAACCUGCGCACCUUAGAAAUAUUCACAAUAAUUGUAACAGCGACACAAAUGUUAUGCACGGGUGUUAUCCACGUUGGAGUUUCUGAGGCUCCAAGCAUCACAUACUGAGCCUCACUUUCAUAUCAAACAUUCACACUCCUCAAUCCAAUGCUUCUGGACUUUAUAUUUUGAGACUUUCUUAUCGUUCUUAUCUUCGUUAUUAUUUCAUUGUUGGACGAAAGAGUUGAAUUAUUCGCUGUCUUGUAUUUUCUUGGCGUCGAUUUGAUUAUGGAAUGCGUGAUCUAUCAAAUUUGCUACCAGUUAUUCGA